Messenger RNA from Erigeron canadensis, 724 nucleotides. RefSeq lists its product as uncharacterized. The transcript is spliced from 2 exons. Gene Ontology annotation, biological process: response to desiccation. Lineage: Eukaryota; Viridiplantae; Streptophyta; Magnoliopsida; Asterales; Asteraceae. The coding region runs from base 121 to 663 and encodes 180 amino acids. The record is from RefSeq and is a predicted model, not a curated record. Gene Ontology annotation, cellular component: plasma membrane.
UUUACCCUCACCAAAAUUUAAAACAUCAAAAUUGUCAAAAACCAAAAGAUAGAAACCAACAAUAAUUACCAACCACAAAUUUUAGCAAACCAAAGAACCGCCUCAACUCAAGGCUCAAAAAUGGUCAACUGGAGCUGGACAUCCGCCGUAGUCGGAGCAGCGACGGCAGCCGCCACGGCGGCGUUAAUAUCAGCAAAGCCCAAAGACCCAACGUUCCACCUUGUCUCGGUCAACAUAACAUCUUUUAAACUCGGCCUUCCGUUAAUAGACGUGGAGCUCAUGCUGACGGUGCAUGUUACUAACCCGAAUGCUGUCCCCAUUCAUUACUCUUCAACCGAGAUGUCCAUUUUUUAUGCGGGGUCUUUGCUUGGCUCUGCUCAGGUGUCCGCGGGGUCUCAACCACCUCACUCGUGUCAACUGCUUCACCUUCCAGCAAGAUUGAGCAGCAUGGAGAUGGCACACCAUGCGGUGCAGCUGAUGGCGGAUGUAGGGCGGAGAGAAAUGGUGCUGGAUGCGAUUGUGGAUAUUGAAGGUGUGGCGAGGGUGGUGUGGUGGGAACAUAAGUUUAAGGUUCACGUUGAGAGUCAUGUGACGGUUGAUCCCGUUUUUCUUGAUGUGGUUGAUCAAGAAAAUAAAUCUGAUUUGGAAUUGUUUGUUACUUGACUAUAUUGGAAGUUAGAGAAGUUAUAAUUGAACAUUUGAACCACACAUUGGUUUUUUCUCC